Molecule: messenger RNA, 3275 nt
Organism: Prionailurus viverrinus (fishing cat)
Lineage: Eukaryota; Metazoa; Chordata; Mammalia; Carnivora; Felidae
Product: poly(A) RNA polymerase GLD2
Exons: 16
Coding region: 444-1898 (484 amino acids)
Cellular component (GO): cytosol
Molecular function (GO): poly(A) RNA polymerase activity
Source: RefSeq, a predicted model, not a curated record
CAUCCGGGUCGCGACAGUCUUCCGGGUGUUUCUGACAGGGCUUUCUACGCCGCUUUUUCGGUGACUUUUUGGUCUUCCGCUUCUUGCCACCGCCCCGAACCUCCCACACCCUUGCUGGCCCUGCCUUUUCUUGUGUCGCUCCUCCCCGGCCGCCGAGCCCGGGGUUUAGGUUGCGAUCCGGAUCCGGAGCCAGGCCUAGCUUUUACGCGGGCCGCUAUCUGCUUUGGCUGCGGCGAAAGCGACAACCGAGCGCGCCGGGCUCUCGCUGCUCCGGCCUUGGAGCUCCUGGGCGGGCAGUACCAGUAGGCCCUGCUUAGCCCUUCCCCGAGGAGACCUUCUAGGAGCAAAAGAGGAAGACCGUGUUGGGACCCCUGCAUGGAGUUUCAGAGGGUGGUGAAAAAAUAAGGUAGAAGAAUACAUGUUCACUUUUAGUGAACAAGAGCAUGUUCCCAAACUCAAUUUUGGGUCGCCCGCCUUUCACCCCAAACCAUCAACAACAUAAUAAUUUCUUCACCCUGUCACCAACUCUUUAUUCACACCAGCAGCUUAUAGAUGCACAGUUCAACUUUCAGAAUACAGAUUUGUCAAGAGCGGUGUCAUUACAGCAGUUGACAUAUGGAAAUGUCAGUCCAAUACAGACCUCAACUUCUCCGUUAUUUCGAGGAAGGAAGAGAUUAAGCGAUGAAAAAAACCUUCCUCUUGACGGUAAACGGCAGCGUUUCCAUUCACCCCACCAAGAGCCAACUCUAGUUAACCACAUAGUGCCUUUAUCAGGUGAAAGAAGAUACUCAAUGCCGCCAUUGUUUCAUACACACUAUGUACCAGAUAUAGUCAGAUGUGUUCCACCUUUUCGAGAAAUACCAUUUUUAGAACCUAGAGAAAUCACACUGCCUGAGGCCAAAGAUAAGUUGAGUCAGCAGAUACUGGAGUUAUUUGAAGCAUGUCAGCAGCAAGUAAGUGAUUUAAAGAAGAAAGAACUGUGUCGAACACAGCUGCAGAGAGAAAUUCAGCUCUUAUUUCCACAAAGCAGACUUUUUUUGGUUGGGUCCUCUUUAAAUGGAUUUGGUACUCGGAGCAGUGAUGGUGAUUUAUGCCUAGUUGUUAAAGAGGAACCAUGUUUUUUUCAGGUCAAUCAGAAGACUGAAGCACGGCAUAUACUCACCUUAGUCCAUAAACACUUCUGUACCAGACUUUCUGGCUACAUAGAGAGACCUCAGUUGAUUCGAGCAAAAGUGCCAAUUGUGAAGUUCAGGGAUAAAGUCAGUUGUGUGGAAUUCGACUUGAAUGUAAACAAUAUUGUUGGAAUAAGAAACACAUUCCUCCUCAGAACUUACGCAUACCUUGAAAAUCGAGUUCGUCCAUUAGUACUGGUGAUUAAGAAGUGGGCAAGUCACCAUGAGAUAAAUGAUGCCAGUCGUGGUACUUUAAGCAGCUAUAGUCUUGUGUUGAUGGUUUUGCACUAUUUACAAACCCUACCUGAACCCAUCCUUCCAUCCAUCCAAAAAAUUUACCCAGAAUCUUUUAGUCCUGCUAUACAGCUGCAUCUUGUACAUCAAGCUCCAUGUAAUGUUCCUCCUUACCUCUCGAAGAAUGAAUCAAAUCUUGGGGACCUCUUACUGGGCUUUCUUAAAUAUUAUGCUACAGAAUUUGACUGGAACAGUCAAAUGAUUUCAGUUCGUGAAGCCAAAGCCAUUCCUAGGCCUGAUGGUAUUGAAUGGAGAAAUAAAUACAUCUGUGUCGAAGAACCUUUUGAUGGAACAAAUACGGCCAGAGCUGUGCAUGAAAAGCAGAAAUUUGACAUGAUCAAGGAUCAAUUUUUAAAGUCAUGGCACAGAUUGAAAAACAAAAGAGAUUUGAACAGUAUACUACCUUUAAGAGCUGCUAUCCUGAAAAGAUAACUGGCUUCUAUAUCUUAAUAAAUUCUUCUGAGAAAUAAAGAACAAUAGUAACACCAUAAUGCAUUUUGUUUACCUCCAUCAUGGUUUCUUUUUAACUGUUCUUGUUUUCAUGUUUUAUUUUUAAGAGGACAUACUUAUAUAAAGAUUGCAUAUUUUAUUAUGACAUUUCCUAAUAAAACCCUUUGAUUUAAAGAUGUAUUUUUGAAAAUGUUUACAUUGAUUCGUAAUAUUAUGGCAUGGAUUUUCAAGAGAUCAGAUAAAAUAUUUUUGGGGGAAUUAUCUGAACAAAUAAAAGGUUUUUGAUAUAACUUCAAUUAAUUAUACCACAUGCUAAUACUGAAGGGAUGUGUGGAAUUUUGGAAAGGGACUGAUUCACACAUACUUAACAUAUAACGUACAGUAUAUAGUUUGUUGCCCGUCUGUUCUGGUAAAGUGAAGAUUCAAGCCAGUUAUUCGGUUACUUGAAACAAAAUGAAAUCUGUAAUUUCACUGAAAUCACUGCAGAGGCAUGAAAUACUGGACAAUUGCCUUAAGUCUUCACUUGACUCUCCGGGAUAGACUGAGGCUUUGGGUGUGUCUAUAUUAGCAUUUCAUUAGUACCUCACAUGCUUUUGAUGUACUCUUGAGAUUGCUUUAAAUUUUUGUUGAAAACAGUACAUUUUGCACUGUAAUAAUAUGAGCACCCUGUAUUGUUUAGAGGUUAGUAAGUUGUUUUAAAGAAUUAGUUCGUUGUAGAUUUUUGAAAAGAUGAAGUCCCCUGUGCUUUAUGAUAGUUCAGUGCAAUGUGCACUUUUACUUUAUUUCAUGUUUUCCUGCUUUUAUUUUCCCUGUAACAUGAAGCAACAGAAACUGAAAGAUCAAAGUUGAGAUUAUAUCCUAUUGACAGUAUCAGAGUUUGUCUGUGUACAAGUGUAGGAUUGUAAUCUAAACUGGAAUUUUUAGGCAGUAAGCCACUAUAAAAUGUUUUAGGUAAGACAAAAUUAUUAUAAAUAAAAGCUUAAUGUUUGUAAAGAUAUCUUUUUUAGUAUUUUUUUCCAUAUGAAGAAGUAGUGGUGGCUGCUAAAAAAAACCUACAGUGUUUAUUAAGAUUGAUUAUGGUUUAUGUAAAUAUUUGUAAAUUGGUCAGUGCCUGUACAUUUAAAUAUGAAGAGUAAUCUUGAAAACAAUUUUAACUUUUUCAGAAGGACUGUGUACAACUUCUUUGAGACCUGCUGUAGCACAGUUUGUACCUCUAAUGUAUUUGAGUUUUUUGCAGACCAAUUCAAAUGCUAAGACUUUUGCUUUUCUUUGACUUGUAAAGGUGCAGAUUUUCAUUUCUUCUUUAAGUUUAAAUUUUUGUAUGAUGUCAAAUGGAAUAAAGUUUAUAUAUGGAAAUUG